Messenger RNA from Leptinotarsa decemlineata (Colorado potato beetle), 2961 nucleotides. RefSeq names its product protein DOP1 homolog. Gene Ontology annotation, cellular component: endosome; trans-Golgi network. Lineage: Eukaryota; Metazoa; Arthropoda; Insecta; Coleoptera; Chrysomelidae. The record is from RefSeq and is a predicted model, not a curated record. Gene Ontology annotation, biological process: Golgi to endosome transport.
AGAAAAUUAUCAUACGCAGACGUUUAAAAUGUUGAGAGUUGAGAGAUGUCAUAAUAAAGAAUAUUGUGAUGUUUAUCUUGAAGUGUUGAAAGUUAAAUGCUAUUUUCAAUAUUUUAGUGAUUAUAAAUGUGGACAGUUAUAUUAAGAAUAUUAUAUUGAUGAGAGAAUUCCAUACUUAUUGUUGGCAGAAGUAUUGUCCUACCUAUUAAUUUUACCAAUUAGACUAGGUUUAAUGUAGAGUAUAAUAACUGGGUGAUCUAUAUAUAGUAAUUUAUUGAAAUAAGGUAUUAAAUCACUUCUGCUUCAGUUAUUUACUUAUCAUGUAAUUUUAUUCAAACCUGAAAUACUGGAAGUUUUUUAUUAUCAAAAAUGACGACUGUGGCCAUGGAGGAAUAUGAGUUGAUGAAAGACCCAAAAUAUCGUUUGUAUGUGGCAGCAGUCGAUAAAGCUUUGAAGAACUUUGAAUUUUCUUCCGAGUGGGCUGAUUUAAUCUCUGCUCUAGGAAAACUGAAUAAGGUUUUAUUGAGUUACACUAAAUUUCCUGUUAUUCCAAGACGUAUUAAAAUAAGCAAAAGACUUGCACAAUGUAUGCACCCAGCGUUACCUUCUGGGGUACAUCUGAAGGCCCUAGAAACAUAUGAUAUAAUAUUCCGCUGUAUGGGAACAAAUAGGUUGGCUUGUGAAUUAUUCAUCUAUAGUGCAGGUAUAUUUCCACUUAUGGGACAUGCUGCCAUGAAUAUAAGACCUACUCUAUUGACUAUAUAUGAAACCCAUUUUGUUCCGCUGGGAGAUAGGCUUCGUCCAGCUUUAAGUGGAUUUCUGAGCGGUAUUUUGCCGGGAUUAGAUACGGGAACUGACCAUUUUGACAGAACCAAUUUGUUACUCGAAAAUGUUUGUGAUGGGGUGGAACCACCAUAUUUUUAUACAUGUAUAUGGCAGUGUGUCGCAAACAAUAGUCCUGUAAGAUUACCUGCGAUUAGUUAUAUAUUAGCUCACUACAGUAGAAAAUUAUCGAUGGAAGAUCAGCUGUACUUGAUGGGAAGCGAUAUAGGGCUCAUGGUGUCUGGUCUUUGUGCUGCAGUUCAAGAUUACAGUGUUCUCGUUCAAAGGUCUGCACUUGACCUGUUGAUGGUGUGUUUUCCCAUGCAAAAUAAACAACUGUUAUAUGCCGACAUGGUGAGAUUGGUGACAGCGGCUCUCACAACAAUAUUGAGAAGGGAUAUGUCUCUCAACAGGCGCUUGUACUCUUGGCUCUUGGAAACUGAAGUCAACAAUCUGCCGGUAUUUCAGAUAGAAGGAGAACACAAUGAAACUCCAACUCAUCAAGACCAUUCAAUAGCUUACGAUUUGUUGAAUGAUGCACUGAAAAUAAUUUUGAAAAGGUGCAGCACCAAAACCCCCUUAGAUAUAAAGCCUUACAGACUGCUUACUUCACUUUUUGAUAAACCCCAAAUAGGGCCCGUCAUUUUGGAUGGUAUUCUUUAUGAUGUUUUCAGAACUCUUUAUAUCUCUUGUCUACAUCAACAAAAACAUAGAAAUAGCGUCGUGAGGUGCGUCUCAUUCAACGGUGAUCUGACCAGUUUGAAAAAUGAUGAUAAUUCACUAAAUAAACAGUUCGUUACUAAAAACUGCCAAGAACUGAUCAAAAAUGCGAACCUUCUGUUCAAUACACUACAAAGUUAUUACAUCUGGUCCUAUAUAGAAAAAUUAUACAUAGAAUCAGUUAAAACUAUCAAGGAUUAUAAAUAUCGAGAUAGGUGUCAAGUAAAUGAUAUUGGGAGUGGACCACCUCAUAUUUUGGAAAUUUGUAUUUUGACAGACUUUUUACUAGACAUUAUACCAAUUGAAUCUUAUGCCGAAAGUACGUCCAAUAUAUUGCCCAAUUUGUUUUCCAAUAUAAUAGUCACAAUGAAAACCAAUCUACCAGACCUGAAUCAUCAUGAAAUAACUGAAAGUUUGCGAUUGUGCACAAGGAUUUUAACUAAAAUUCAACCUAUCACAUUGACACACAUUCAGAACACUAAUAAUGAAGUAGAAACGGAUUCCUUCAACGAAUCAAUUGAGAAAUCCCAAGAAAGUUCUCAUGUACCGGAAGAUAAAGCAGAAAAUGAAGAGGAAAGAACACUAGAAAAAAGUAAAUCAGAUUCUAGAAUAAACGAAAACUUGAACAAUUUAGAGAAAAAUGAGUUGACGAUAGAUGAGAGUAGUAGGGAAAGAUCUUACAGCAACCAAAUGUUGAAGAAAAAGGAAAAAUCAAGCCCUAGAAUAGAAAAGAAGGGGAAAAAUAAAAAAUCAAAGUCUACUCCAAAAUUGAAUGACUUGAAAAAUGAGAAUAUCGAAUCGAUUAGUUCAGAAAAUGCUUCACCUGACAAACGCGAACAGGCUAUUCCCGAAAUCAACAAAACAACCAAAGUUGAAAAUAAAUACUUCAUCAAGUGCUUAGAAGAAUACAAAAAGUUUUAUGUGAGCUUCAUUAAAAUUAAACUGUUGCCUAGUACUGACAUAAAAGCCUUCUUUACAUCUUUAAUUUAUGAUAGAAGUGAAAGAAUCAAUGAGCUGAAGAAUUUGCUAGAUUCCCGAUUACGAGAUGACGCAAUGUCCAAUAUAGCUUCAGAAAGUGUAACAAACCAUUACGAGAAAUCUAUGACCGUUGCCUCAAAUAUACUCCUGGAAUUUUCGGCCUUUUCAAAUCUAUUGGGCCAUCAAGCAGAUAAUCGUGUACCUGACUGGGUAGAAUCGCUCAUUGUGGUUGCAUGCUGCCAAGAUUCGUCUAGAGAAAUACUAAUGACUGCAAUGAGCACUCUUCUAGAAAUGUGCAGCUUGGCCAAGAAUCAAGUGUUGAAUAAAGAAGAAAAAGUUUCAACCAUAGUUAUUACAGGCAUUUUAUCUUUGUCCAGUGUCAAGUACAUUGAAGAGAACACUGUUGUUAUAGAGAUUACUGUACUGGGUAAAAGGAAAUAG